CAAGUACGGAUAGUUACGCCAACAUAGACGUUGUUCGUGACACGCAUCCACCGCGAUAAUUUUGUGCCGGACCGAUGAUGGUCCACCCAUAGCUCCCACACUGUGUGUUUGCGCAGGUGUAGCAGCAUCUGCACCACAGCCCAGCCUGGCUCUAUGAACUCCGUAUCAGCAGCCUUCCGCCGCCUGCCGCCCACCGCACAUCGCCCAGGCUUGGGGCUAGAGCCGCCUCUCACAAAUGACCUCUUCCAAGAUGCCCAUGAUGCUGGAUGACCAUAUGGGCCCGCUGGGUGCAGCCAUGCCCAGCAUGGACGACGACCUGUUCGGGGACGAGGUGCUCCCCAUGGCCUCCCGCCCCCCCAGCAAACAGCUGCAGCAGCGUGUCGAUGAGAUGCGGAGCCGAGGCUGUUGCCGCGGUAUCUCAUGCUCAAAGCUCGGCACCAUUGCAUCCAUCUCUCCGGAUGGCACCCAUGUCAACCUACAGUGUGCUCGUGCCAGCCCCUCCGAUGCCUCUUGGGAGCUCAGCGAGCCCACUCCGUGCUCCAUCUUCUCGCCAACCCUUCCUGGGGGCCCCAUUGUCCACCUGGCAUGGUCGCCGUCCACGACCCCGGAGCUGGCCGUCAUUGACGCCUACGGGAGGGUCUGCCUUUUGUUCUUUAACAGUAGCCUCAACAAGACCUCUGUGAUCACGAGGAAGUGGGAUAACGAUACACCCGACGAUCUUUUGUCCGUGGUCGGUUGCUACUGGCUGCCUUUGCUCGUACCACCAAACAGGCCGUUUAACAUCACACACGGGCCGGCCGUUCGUGAGAACGGCAAGUACCAGAUGAACACCAGCAUAAUACAGACUAGCGGCCCAUACCAUCCCAACCCGGCCAGGAGCGCUUUGGUUUGUGUCACUGCCAAUGGUCUACUCAAGCUGUUUUACUCCCAGAAUUCCAAUGUUCCCCAGGAAGCUCAGCUGGAAAUGGAGAGCAUUACUUCCUCAGAUGACCUGAUCACUCACGCUGCGGUUUGCUCGGAUCGAGCCAAGUUGGUCGUUGUGCUCGCUACGGCAGCGAGACAGUUGAAGGUUCUCCACGCGGAGAUCAACUGGGGCAUUUCGCAUCCACAAGACAAGCAGGUGCCGCCUGGGGGCGUGCCUCUCAAGCCCUCAUUCAAGGCGGAGCAUGUCACUGGGACGAGCUGGCUUCAGCAAGGUCUUGUAGAGUCGCACCUCGAUGCCUCCAUGGACCAGAUAUCGUUGUUGGAGGUCUAUCCGCCUGUCGUGGAUAUGAAGGCCAAGACUUCGUUGCCGGCAACUAUACUGAUCAUCAGGUCACACGUGCCUCCGGUGCAGACACCUUACAACGUCGAAUAUCAGAGCAUCAUUGACCGAUGGGAUAUCCUCACGGAUCAAGCACAACAACUGCAUCCGGCCUUCGAGCAACGCGGCUCCAAGGGUGGAUCAGCAUCAUCUCUCCAUCCCACGACACGACUCCGUAGGAGGGAGUCAAUUGUAAUCAAUAAGAUAGCGGUCUCUAUCGAAACAACUCAGCUGGGGAGGGUCAUCUGCAUUGGAUUCAGCGACGGGACAGUCCAGUUCCGAGACCGCUCGACAAUGGCUGAGUUGGCCAAUGAGGAUCACCACGACCUCAUCAUGGUACCCCAGCAGGCCGGCUUCCAUUUCGACGAUGAGAAGCCUUGUGUGCAGCUGACAAUGUCCCCCAACAAUUGUUCCUUCACACAGGUCUGUGAGAAUGGUAAGCUCAAGUGGAACAGCCUAAAGUACACGGCAGACCAGAUUGGAUCAACCAGGCAGGACCCCCUGUAUGACGCUGCGCUGACCGGGUUGACACUGGCGGCUGCCAACGCGGCGCAACAAAGCUCAAAUUACGACGACGUGCUCGCUGUCGCUAGGCCUUUUGUCGAGAAGCAUCCUCGGUUUCUACCCGAAAUGGUUUCAAUGAUGGUGCACAUGUUGAAUGCCAAUGUGGACUACUCGGAAGAAUCCCAGCACGAAUCAUUGUACAGAAAUACACAUCUUCAUAACAUCCUCAGCUUUCAAAAUCAGCUUGGCUUCCGGGGCGAGUUCAAGCCGAGGUCAUUCAUGGGCAAGUUUGCCAUGCUCGCCCUCAGCGUCAGGCACGUCGUCAUUUUCAUCACCCUGGCCAACAACUCGUCCCAGAACCCAUCCAGGGAGAAAUUCACACCUCUUGAUGAACCUGAGGUGGUUGACGCACUGACAGGGUGCGCAAAGUGGGCACUGGACUUUCUGUGCUGGUUGACAGACAGCCUUUUGGUCUUGCGCGAUGAUCCAAAAUUCAUGGAGCUCCUCAGCCCCGGGCGCUUCUCGGAGAUGACCCCUUAUCUAAAAUCCAAAAACGAUGUCUCCCUACACCUGCUACUGUGCUCAUCGACGAGAGGGUUCCUCAUUGCCACUUGCAAGCGUCUUCAUCACCUUCAAAUGAUGAGCACGCAGGCCACACAGUUCUGGGACAAGAACCCCGCCGUGCACAAUUCGACAGAAUCGAAGGCAAACCAAGGGCUGGUUGCCAUCCAGCAGGCGUAUCUCAAGAUGCAGAGGUGCAUUACGACAACACUCAUCACGUUCAAGGAGAUAGAGAGGACCCUGAGUGUGCUAAGUGGCGACAUCAGGCAACAGUACCAAGCGUCCCUGGCCAUGCUAGCACAGAAGCAACAGCAGCAAUCAGGCAAGCCAAAUCAGCCUCCCGCCGAAGCCGCCGUCAAGAGGGCACAGGCGCAUUACGAGUUAAACAUGCUACUCACGGAAACACCCUCACCCCAAUUAUUGCCGGUGAUCAAGAAGUUCUUUGAGACAGACCUCAAGAAUCUGGCGGCCACGACCGACCGGUCCGGAUUGUUCUUCACCGACUUCCCGCUGCUAGAGGUAGAAGAGGACCCGAGAAGGAUGGCAGCUAGGAAGGCACAGGGCAAAUACGUCGACGCGUUCAAGCGCGUGGAGCUGACGGCACACGUCUCGUCGAAUAUUUGUAAUGGAGAGAGGGGGCACCGGCCACAUGAGCAGCAGCAGCAGCAGCAGCAGCAGGCGGGUGCGGAUGCCGCCACUGGUCCACCGUGGCGGAGGUGUGUGAGGUGCUGUUCUGUCAUGGAGGAUGUGCAUCCGACGAAGCCCGGCAUGAACUACGUGUUGACUCAAAUGAGACGAUGUAGUUGUGGAGGGGGCUGGGGACUCCUUGCACCAGGCGAGAUGGUUGUGUGAGGACAUACUGCCAGCGAGCGACGGUAUGAUGGUGGACUUGGACAGCUUCUCAUUGGAUAUUGCUAUGGUUAUUGGCUCGAACUUUGCACAGGCUCAAUAACAUCCAUCUCACCUAUUAUCGCCAUGUAAUAACGCAGCCACCUCAAGAAGGGUUUGAAGAAAUAGCCAUAAUUAUGGAGUCACCGUGGCAUCAGGCUUUGGGCACCAGGUCUCCCCAAGUACAGCUUCCGCCAUGUGAGGCUGGUCCCAUGCGAAGUUGCUGAAGUAUAUACCUAGGUACCAUGUUCGCGUAGCAAACAGCAUUUGUUUC
Messenger RNA from Diaporthe batatas, 3530 nucleotides. RefSeq lists its product as uncharacterized. Gene Ontology annotation, molecular function: protein binding. Gene Ontology annotation, cellular component: mediator complex. The record is from RefSeq and is a predicted model, not a curated record. Bases 236 to 3220 code for a protein of 994 amino acids. The transcript is spliced from 5 exons. NCBI's taxonomy places the organism in Eukaryota, Fungi, Ascomycota, Sordariomycetes, Diaporthales, Diaporthaceae. Gene Ontology annotation, biological process: positive regulation of DNA-templated transcription.